Messenger RNA from Condylura cristata (star-nosed mole), 1332 nucleotides. It is a transcript of the gene UBAC2, whose product is annotated as UBA domain containing 2. Gene Ontology annotation, molecular function: protein binding; serine-type endopeptidase activity. The record is from RefSeq and is a predicted model, not a curated record. Bases 95 to 1132 code for a protein of 345 amino acids. Lineage: Eukaryota; Metazoa; Chordata; Mammalia; Eulipotyphla; Talpidae. The transcript is spliced from 9 exons.
UGCGAGCGGGCGAAACCGCCAGUGCGCCUGCGCCGUCGCCGGCUCCCUCCACCUCCCCCUGUGCCCCCGCGGGGGCUCCGGGUCCGGCGGGACCAUGUUCACCAGCACCGGUUCCAGUGGGCUUUACAAGGCGCCUCUGUCCAAGAGUCUCUUACUGGUCCCCAGCGCCCUGUCCCUCCUGCUGGCCCUCCUCCUGCCCCACUGCCAGAGGUUCUUCGUGUACGACCUCCAGGCCGUCAAGCACGACUUGCAGAUUUGGAGGCUGAUCUGUGGAAGAAUAAUUUGCCUUGACUUGAAAGAUACUUUCUGCAGCAGUCUGCUUAUCUAUAACUUCAGGGUCUUUGAAAGAAGAUAUGGAAGCAGAAAAUUUGCAUCCUUCCUGCUGGGCUCCUGGGUCCUGUCGGCCCUGGUCGACCUCAUCCUCGUGGAGACGGUGCAGCUCUCCUUCGGCGUCGCUGCGGCCAGGAAUCUGCCCUCCGGGUUCCUGGCUCCCGUGUUUGCUCUCUUUGUCCCGUUCUACCGCUCCAUUCCGCGAGUCCAGGUGGCACAGAUUCUGGGCCCCGUGUCCAUCACAAACAAGACGCUGAUUUAUAUAUUGGGGCUGCAGCUUUUCACCUCUGGUUCCUACAUCUGGAUUGUAGCCAUAAGUGGACUUAUUUCCGGCGUCUGCUACAACAGCAAGGUGCUGCAGAUCCAGCAGGUGCUCUGCGUCCCCAGCGGCGUGGCCAGGUUCUUCUCCUGCACCCUCGAGCCCAUCUUCUCGUCUGCAGAGCCCACCACCGAAGCCAGGGUCGGCAUGGGCGCCACGGUGGACAUCCAGAGGCAGCAGAGGGUGGAGCAGCUGGACCGGCAGUUCCUGCUCUCGCAGUUCGCGCAGGCCCGGCGGCAGCGGCCGCGGCAGGGAGGAAUGAUCAACUGGAACCGUCUCUUCCCUCCCUUGCGUCAGCGACGAAAUACGAACUAUCAGGAUGCUCGGCGGUCUGAACAACAAGCGUCCCCGCCUCUCGAGGUUUCUGAGGAACAGGUGGCCCGGCUGAUGGAGAUGGGGUUUUCCAGAGGGGACGCUUUGGAAGCCCUCAGAGCUUCGAAUAAUGACCUUAACGUGGCUACCAACUUCCUGCUGCAGCACUGACAGUUCCAUCACCGCAGGGACCACCGAGCUGCCCCGGCGGGCGCCGGCCUGGCGCGGACCAGCCCCGGCCCGCACGCCCCGGCGCCCGUGUCCUCCCGCCCCCGUGGGCUGGGUGGUCCCUGCUGCCCGCCGCCCAUGAUUCCAGAUCGUCACCAUUAGCUGUCCACGAUAAGUUUGCCAUUAAAUUCGCAUGUAUUUUC